Bombus pyrosoma is the source of this 799-nucleotide messenger RNA. Its product is annotated as U6 snRNA-associated Sm-like protein LSm2. The record is from RefSeq and is a predicted model, not a curated record. NCBI's taxonomy places the organism in Eukaryota, Metazoa, Arthropoda, Insecta, Hymenoptera, Apidae. Gene Ontology annotation, biological process: mRNA splicing, via spliceosome. The coding region runs from base 368 to 655 and encodes 95 amino acids. Gene Ontology annotation, molecular function: RNA binding. Gene Ontology annotation, cellular component: catalytic step 2 spliceosome; Lsm1-7-Pat1 complex; P-body. The transcript is spliced from 4 exons.
AAGAUACAGUUGAAAUAUUUUAUAUAAUUUUAUAUAGUAUGAAAUUAUCGAAUUUUAUCUUGAUUCGUAUCUUUUAUUUCUAAAAAUUAUCGAUAAAUACAGAAAGCAUGCUUGCGAACAUAGAUAAAAAUUUUGUAAAUAAGAAAAAAUAUUAAUGAGAUAAAUGUUGAAGUCAAUAUUUAAUGGUACAAACCCUAAGCUCGCAACGUGUAUAGUGACACUUUCAAACAAAUUGUCAUAACAGCAAUUUCGUGCCGGCAAUCGAGAAAUUAGUAUAAUUAUUAGUUUCAAUAAUUAUAUUUUCAUUAUGUUCAUUAGAUAAUACGAUAAACGAAUUUAAAAAUUGGGUAUUUUUAGUUUAUUAAAGAUGUUGUUUUAUUCGUUUUUCAAAUCCUUGAUCGGAAAGGACGUAGUUGUAGAAUUAAAAAAUGAUUUGAGCAUUUGUGGUACUUUGCACUCAGUAGAUCAAUACCUGAAUAUAAAGUUAACUGAUAUAAGUGUGACCGAUCCAGAUAAAUAUCCUCACAUGUUGUCUGUAAAAAACUGUUUUAUUCGAGGAUCAGUAGUACGUUAUGUACAACUGCCAGGAGAUGAAGUGGAUACUCAGUUAUUACAGGAUGCUGCACGCAAAGAAGCAGCAGUUCAAGCAAGAUAAUUUGUGCCGUUAUUAGAUUUAAAAAUGAUUUAUUUUUUACUAUUAAAGCUAACAAUUGUGUACAAUGACAUACAAACUUUGAAUCUACAAGUGUGUAAAUUGAGUUUAUAUGUAACAUUAAAAAAAAUUAGUUUCUGUUUGUAA